Messenger RNA from Malus domestica (apple), 1032 nucleotides. RefSeq lists its product as uncharacterized. Lineage: Eukaryota; Viridiplantae; Streptophyta; Magnoliopsida; Rosales; Rosaceae. The record is from RefSeq and is a predicted model, not a curated record.
GACACGAGAGCAACACGCGCCACUCUCCACUGUGUAGUGCUCCCAUCGUCUUCUUGUUCCUCCUCUCCCACCUCCUCUUCCAAUAUUCCCACCAAACCCUAAAAAUUGAAAAGGGUUUUUUGUAUUUUAAUCUAUCUGCAUAUUUAACGGAGUUUAUUUGUUGGUUGAUUUGGGGAAAAUUAGAAAAUAGAAAGCACGACUGGCACAAUGGGUCAGGCGCUGCGCCGAGCUGCUGGAAGAACGCGACCCUCUUCGACCGUCGAAACGGCGUCGUCCAAACCGAAGACCGUCGUCGUCGAUAAGCGGCCUCCUCUGGUUCCCCCCGAACGGGCGGAGAUCUCCAAGACCGGCGGCGCUAUUGAUUCUGAUGGCAGUGCAGGAACAGGAGGAGCCGUGGAAGCAGUCGAAAAUGUGCUCGAAGAACGAGAUCCAAAUUACGACGCCAUGCUCAAUCAAAUGGUGGGUAGAAUCAAAGCAAAGCCCGGAGGCAAAUUUGAGAUGGGCGAGGCAAAUGUGGUGGACAAGUAUAAGAGGCCUCUACCUAAACUGAGGGAUACGAAGCCAGAUUCCGGGAGUUAUGAGGAGAGGCCUGCUCCGCCGGGAACUCUGAAUGUGGCACAGCUGCGCCACAUUAUUCUGCUGCAUCAGGGCAAGGCCGAGGAUCACAAUGGCCGCAUGGAGCCGGACCAAAUUGCUGAGAAGUUCCGGGUUGAUGUUGCUGAGGUUCGGAGGAUCUUGCAGUUUGUAGCACUGCCUCCGGAGGAUGGCAGUGGCAAACAGAACAACAAUCGCUGAAGAAGGCACAAAUAGAUAGCUUCUAUCGAUACUCCCCUUCACUACUAAUUGGAUUUUUCGUUGAAUAACGUUGGCUCGCAUACAAGUUUGAAUGUGAAUCCUGUGAUUUGGAGAUUUUAUACAUUUCCGAAAUCUGUAACAUGUCGGAAAUUUUGUACCGAGUGUUUGAGGCAUUUUGAUUGCAACACAACUGAGAAUCUGUAACAUGUCGGAGAAAUUCAUGUUUAGUUGUGGUUA